UGUACUAGGCACAUUUAUUUGUAUUUUUCAUUUCAUGUCAUUUUAUGCAAUACUACUAUCUACUCGCUUGUAAUGUCGGCGAUAAAGCUCUUAGCGUUGUAACAGCGACGGCGCUACAUGUUUGCUUACGUAGCUAAAUGCUUGGUAAAGUAGCCCAAGCAGGAGAGAACAACGAGACUGAAAGAAUUGAUGCUGGACCAUAAGAGCACAUCUAGGAUACUUCUCGCCUGCCACACCUCUUCAUCUUAACGCUACACCCAUCACUCGGAUACAAUUUUACCAAAUACUUCCACUUAUUUAUUGGUUUUAUUUUAUUUUUUUAAUAAGGUAAUGGACCUGGAGAAGACUUAAAGUGGAUGUUGUUGUCAAGUGACGUGUUGCCAAAAGCUUAAGAGUGGACUUUGCCAACUUUUUUUUUUCCUUCGGAGGCCACAUCAAGUCAAGAAGAAGGGAAAUUAUAACUUGGAGGCAAAAUGGAUCAAGCCAGCGGUGGGGACGACCCCAAUAAGCCCUCUAAAAAGAGGUCCAGUGAGGAUGAAGGCAAAAAUAAAAAACUGAACAUACACAUAAAAACAUUGGCCGAUGACAUGCGUGAUCGUAUUACCAGUUUCCGAAAAACGGGCAUGAAGAAGGAGAAGCCCCUCAUACAGCACCCAACGGACCCCCUGCCCACCCAGGCCGAGCUUCCGCUCCCUCAGCCGCUUUUUGACGAGCGCUCCAUGAACCUCUCGGAAAAGGAGAUUAUUGACCUCUUUGAGAAGAUGAUGGAGGACAUGAAUCUGAAUGAAGAGCGAAAGGCCCCACUUCGUGGAAAGGAUUUAAGCACCAAACGGGAAAUGGUGGUCCGGUACAUCUCAGCCACUGCCAAAUCUAUAACUGGGAGCAAAGUUGCGGGAGGACUGAGGAACAGCAAGCAUGAAUGUACGCUUUCGUCCCAGGAGUACGUCCAUGAGCUUCGUUCAGGUAUCACUGAAGAAAAGCUGCUCAAUUGCCUGGAGUCACUCCGGGUGUCUCUCACCAGUAACCCUGUCAGUUGGGUUAAUAACUUCGGUCAUGAGGGUCUUGGACUUCUUCUGGAUGCGCUGGAGAAACUCUUGGAUAAGAAACAGCAAGAGAAUAUUGAUAAACGGAAUCAGCAUAAGCUUAUACAAUGCUUGAAGGCUUUCAUGAACAACAAGUAUGGGCUGCAAAGGAUCCUGGGAGACGAGCGCAGCCUGUUGUUACUGGCGCGAUCCAUUGACCCCAAACAGGCUGGCAUGAUGACGGAGACUGUCAAAAUCCUCUCAGCCUUCUGCAUCAUCGGAGAGGAGAACAUCCUGGAUAAGAUUCUGGCUGCCAUGACAAUUGCUGCAGAGCGGAAUAAUAAAGAGAGAUUUGCUCCAAUUGUGGAAGGACUGGAGAACCACGAUGCCCAACAGCUCCAGGUUGCUUGCAUGCAGCUGAUCAACGCCCUGGUUACCUCUCCAGAUGACUUGGACUUCCGGAUACAUCUUCGAAAUGAGUUCCUAAGAUGUGGCCUCAAAAAGAUCCUGCCUGAGCUAAAAGAGACAGAGGAGUUGGACAUCCAGCUCAAGGUGUUCAACGAGAACAAGGAGGAAGACUUCAUCGAGCUGACCCACCGCCUGGACGACAUCCGAGCUGAGAUGGAUGAUAUGAAUGAGGUGUAUCAUCUCUUGUCCAACAUGGUAAAAGACACAGGGUCCGAGACCUAUUUCCUGUCCAUUCUGCAGCACCUGCUGCUCAUCAGGAAUGACUACUACAUCAGGCCUCAGUACUACAAGGUGAUUGAGGAAUGCGUGUCACAGGUGGUCCUGCAUCGAAGCGGGAUGGACCCCGACUUCGGCUACAGAAGACUGGAUGUGGACUUCACCCAUCUAAUUGAGCAGUGUGUGGACAAAGCCAAAGUUGAAGAGAGCGAGCAGAAAGCUGCCGAGUACUCCAAAAAGUUUGACGAGGAGUUCAGCGCACGGCAGGAGGCCCAGGCCGAGUCUCAAAAGAAGGAGGAGAGAAUCAAAGAGCUGGAGGGGAAGAUCCAGGCCCUGGAGUCUCAGUUAACUAUUGAAAGUGACAAGCUCAAAGAGGCUCAGAGACUCAUCAGGGAAUCUGAAGCCAAGAUUGCAGCUGGUCCAGCUGUGCCCGGAGCGCCACCUCCGCCGCCGCAACCCGGAGGUGCAGCAGCACCGCCUCCCCCGCCUCCUCCUCCUCCUCCCCCGGGUGGCUGUCCACCACCACCACCGCCGCCGCCACCUCUCCCGGGCCAUAUCAGCGGUCCACCACCACCACCGCCUCCCCCGGGUGGUGGACCUCCACCUCCACCGCCACCACCCGGAUGUGGGCCCCCACCUCCUCCGCCUUUCUUCGGAGGCCCGGGGGCUCCUCCACCACCUCCGUCUUUGCCCGUCCUCAAACUGCCGUAUGGACUUGAGCCGAAGAAGGUGUACAAGCCUGAGACGGUGAUGAAGAGGGUCAACUGGAACAAGAUAGUGCCCCAGGAAAUGGCGGAGAAUUGCAUCUGGAUCAAAGUGAAAGAAGAGAAGUUUGAAAAUCCCGACCUCUUUGCUCAGCUCUCCCAUUGCUUCUCGUCGCAGAGCAAAGUGAGAAAGGAUAUGAAAGAUGACAUCGACGACAGAAUGACACAGUUUAAGAAAAAAGCCAAAGAACUUCGCAUUUUGGAUGCCAAGACGGCGCAGAAUCUGUCAAUUUUUUUGGGCUCCUUCCGCCUGCCUUAUGAAGAGAUCCGAGACAUCGUGCUGCAGGUGGACGAGGAACGACUGAGCGAGUCACUCAUCCAGAACCUGAUAAAGAACCUGCCGGAGCAGAACGAGCUGUCGUCGCUCGCUGAACUGAAGAGUGAAUAUGAAGAGCUGGUGGAGUCGGAGCAGUUUGGGAUUGUAAUGAGUUCGGUCAAGCUCCUCCGGCCACGUCUCAACGGCAUCCUGUUCAAGCUGACCUUUGAGGAGCAGGUGAACAACAUCCGUCCCGACAUCAUGAACGUCACGUUCGCCUGCGAGGAGGUGAAGAAGAGCGAAGGAUUCAGGAAGCUGCUGGAGUUGGUGCUGCUGGUCGGCAACUACAUGAACGCCGGCUCCAGGAAUGCCCAGACGUUCGGCUUCAACGUCAGCUUCCUCUGCAAGCUGCGAGACACCAAAUCAAUAACUCAAAACACGACGCUGCUUCACUUUCUGGCGGAGAAGUGUGACGAGGCAUACCCAGAGAUUUUGAGGUUUCCAGAUGAACUGGACCACGUGGAGAGUGCCAGCAAAGUGUCUGCUGAGAUCCUCAAAAGCAGUCUGACCACCAUGGAGCGUCACAUUGUGCGGCUGGAGAAUGACAUUGAGAACUUCCCCAAAACUGACGACGUGCAAGAUAAGUUUGUGGAAAAAAUGUCCGGCUUCUGCAAGCAUGCGCGGGAGCAGUACGAGAAGCUGUCCAUCAUGCACAAGAACAUGCAGAAGCUCUACGAGAACACAGGCAGCUACUUCGCCUUCGACCCGCAAGCCGUCAGCGUGGAGGACUUCUUCGGGGAGCUGUCCAACUUCCGUAUCCUGUUUAUGGAAGCUAUGAAGGAGAACCACAAGAAGAGGGAGAUGGAGGAGAAGAUCAAGAGAGCCAGGCUGGCGAAGGAAAAAGCCGAGCGCGAGAAGCAGGAGCGUCAGCAGAAGAAGAAGCAGCUGAUUGACAUGAACAAAGAGGGAGAUGAAACUGGAGUUAUGGACAGCCUCAUGGAAGCUCUACAGUCCGGAGCAGCCUUCCGCGAUCGUCGAAAACGGACGCCACGAAACGGUGAUCAAAGUCCUUCCAGUCCAGCCUCGCGGUGGCCGGCUGCUAACUAUGGUUACAGAACCUUAGAUAACCGCCGUGCAGUUCUGGAACGAUCCCGCUCUCGCCACAACACCAACCACCAAGCUCGAUGAUGUGGCCAAAGAGGACCUGGAGGACGGCAUCCUGUCACUGUGUCCCAUACUCAUGCAAACACAUGCAGGCAGCAAGCACAUCAUGCCUUACACGUGGACUCUCCAUAUUGUCAUUCAAGGUCAUUCAAGGGAAGCAAACAUAAGGCCGCCAUAACGGUGCUACGCUGCUUAUGACAAAUACUUGUCCACCACGGACAAACAUUAUCAUCAUGUAGUCAUUCACUCAGCAGGACUCACGUUGGCACGCAAACGAAGAUGGAGCGACGUAAACGUAAGCGCUAAUACUUCAGAGCAUGUGACUCACACCUCCAUUUUCUACAGGAUGGGCUUCAUUUAUUACGCACCUCCGUGUUGACAGGAUGUAUUUUAUUUUUACAUACCUCCAUUUUUUGACAAGAUGCAUUUUAUUUUUUCACGCACCUCCAUUUUGUUGAAAUGCAUUUCGUUUUUUCCGUACCUGUACUUUGUCAGGAUGCAUUUAUUCGUCACGCGCAUCCAUUUCCGACAUGAUGCAUUUUGUUCUUCACACAACUCCAUUUUGACAGGAUGCAUUUUAUUUUUACAUAAAAGAUGCAUUUAGUUUUUUUUACGCACCUCCAUUGAGUUGGGAUGCAUUUUAAUUCUCCCGUACCUGUAUUUUGUCAGGAUUCAUUUUAUUCGUCACACACCUCCAUUUUCGGACAUUAUGCAUUUUAUUCUUUACGCACGUCAUAUUUUUGACAUGAUGCAUUUUAUUUUUUUUCCACACCUCCAUUUCGACAAGAUGCAUUUUAUUUUUUGACCUCGUAUUUUUGACGGGAUGCAUUUUAGUCUUCAUGCACCAUCAUUUUUGACAGGAUGCAUUUUGUUUUUUUACGCAUCCCCAUUUCACCAGGAUGGCUUUUUUUUUAUGCCCCUCCAUUUUUGACAGGAUGCAUUUUGGUCUUUAUGCCCCCUUCAUUUUCAACAGAAUGUAUUUUAUUUUUAAUGCACCUCCCUUUGGACAAGAUCCACUGAUUCUAUACACACCUCCCUUUUUGACAGGAUGCGUUUUGUUUUUUUACGCAUCUCCAUUUCGCCAGGAUGCUUUUUUUAAUGCAACCCCAUGUUCGACAGGAUGCAUUUUGUUCGUUAUGCCACCUCCAUUUUCGACAGAAUGCAUUUUGUUCGUUAUGCCACCUUCAUUUUUGACCGGAUGCAUUUUCAUUUUUGCACACCUCCAUUUUCGACAGGAUGCACUUUGUUCUUUACGACCGGCUGCAUAUUAUUUUUAAUGCACCUCCCUUUCGACAAGAUUCAUUUUUUAUAUACACAACUCCCUUUUCGUCAGGAUGCAUAGGUUUUUUUACGCUCCUCCGUGAUUGACAGGAUGUUUUGUUUUUUACUCACCUAUUUCGGGAAACCCACAUUAGAUCAAAACCAACAUUUAGGCCUUUUUCGAAGUACAUUCAAACAAAAGCUGAUUAAUUAAUCAGAAGAGAUUCCAUCCGCUGUAGCCUGUAAGCGUCCUCAUAUCGCUGAACAAAAUGCAUCAUGUUUUUCGGCGAUGGUGAGCCACAGGGCAUAUUUUAUGCAUCAAUUUGAAAACAAGGCGAGAGUUUAAAAAAGAAAAUAAAGCCACUGAGAUCACAGCAAAUUAGAGCCAGCGCUCCCUGGUGGGAUGCUCGUCGCAGCUGCUUCUCAGUAGCGUCUCCCAACUAAUGAAGUUUUAAACAUUCAACAAACAGAAUGCGCCUCGUGCUUGUUGGUGUUUAAGAUAAUAGAGCUCAUAGCUUGGUGACCGCACUUUUAGGGAACAGAGCCUCGGCUGCAUAUUCAUGUAUUCAUGCCUCGGGUGCCCCCGGUCUAUUCGACCGCUCACUCGCUCGCUGCCCUCAACUGGAAGCAGAUGCUGCAAACAACGAGCAACGAGUCCACGGCCAGAGUCAAGAUGCUGCUUGUCUUAGCCAGUCAGCGUCCAAACACCAGCACACAACACAAACGGCAUUCUUUAGGAUUCAAUAGGAUGCGCCAUUGGAAUAAUGUCUUUCUGAGAUUUUCCUGACUAAAACUGCAAUCAUUUGAGCUGAAGGUGGAGCCAUGAUGCUUGGAGGUGGUUGACAACAAUUGCACACCCUAUGAUUGUACAAAAUGAGCUCCUUGAAGAUUCUGCGGAAAAUGGGUGUCAUCUGUUUUUUGUUUAAGUGGGUUUUUCCUUUUCUUUACUGUAGUGUCUGAUUUAGAAAAAAACACCUGUCAUAACUAUUAGGGCCACAAUGAAUAGAGAUAACCCAAAAAAACAAUAACAAAAAAGUCAUAGUAAAUCUAUAACAGUAAUGUUAUUUUGCUGAAGAAGUGUUUCAGGAAAACAGUGGUCAUUUUAAAAGAAUAUUGUUGAAAAUGUACAUGAAACAUAAUGCAUUAGGCUCCUAAUAUUGAAAAUUUAUAGCAAGUAAACAUUUUUUAUGUGAUAUUAUGAACACUUUCUCUCAUUGGUUUUUUCUCUUGAUAUUACAACUUUACGACUUUUUUUGGUAAUAUUUUGAAUUUACGCUUUUUGCGUGACAUUGUGGCUUUUGUGUUGUAGAAACGACGCAAAAGCAUUUUUCCUCCCAGAGAACAAUUUUUUGGACGUUUUUUUUCUCGUCACAUUGCGACUUUUUUCUUGUGACAUCACGACACUAUUGCAACUUUUUUCUCGUAGCUUUGUUUGUCUUGAAAAAUGACAAUUUUAUUUUUGUAAUAUUGCUACAUUGCUGCAUACAUCGUGGCACUGCAACAGUUUGGCUGUUUUUCUGUUAAUAUUAGGAUUCAGUCUAAAAAAACAUAUGUGGUAACAUUUAAAUUAUUUAUUUGUAUUUUUUUUCUGAUAAUAUUAAGAUUUAUUUUCAACUUCUUGGUGUCUUGUAACAUUACAUUACAAAUUACUACUCUCAAAAUUUUUCUCAUAAAAUUACCAAUUUUUUCUUGUAACUUUGUGAUAUUUUCCUGUAAAAUUAUGUUAUUAUUUUCUUUUAUUCCAGUCAUUCCAGUUUUGUCUUUUCAGUGUGGCCCUAAUACGGUUUACAUAUUUUCCCCAGCUUUUUAUAUUUUUUUGUUUAUUUUCUUUUAACUCCAUACUGCAAACUUAGGAUGUCAUAGUUAUUAUUUCUGGUUAAUUUGACUGGACUUUGCCCAUUUGCAUUUGAACAGUUGUCUUUCUGAAUGUGCCAACUUUUAAUUUAACAAAUAUGAGACCACCUUUAACAAAAAAAAAAAAAAAAGUAAAAAAAAAUCUUUUAUUUUUAAAGCUUAUGUUGAUAUUUUAAAAAGGGAGCGUGGCUCUCUUUGGGUUUGACAAAUAAUGUAUAUACAAUGUUAGGGCUUGUUUUGUAUUUUAUCCAUUGGAUGGAAUUAGAUACAUAAGGUUCGUUGUGGAGUUAGGAAUGUUUAUGUGAGGACAACGGGGAGUUAGGUGGUCUUUCUUAUGCUCUAAAAAAAGUUCUUGUGUAAAAAACUUGUGGUUGUCGCUGCUGCAUUUGGUGUGACGAGUAGAAUCAGCAUUCAAACCAUCGCUCAUCUUCCCGAAGUGUUUGUAUUCCCUUCCCAAAUUGUCUUUUAGCAUCUUGUGUUUUCUUACUGAAGAUAGCAAAACUUGUCUCAUUAUUUAUGUGUGCUGUGUUCAAGGGCCGCCAUCUUUUAGCUUCAGAGACAGGAGUGUGAAGCCUCCAAAAGGUGUUAAAAAAGGUGCCAUUACAAAAAAAAAAAGACGAUGGGUGGCAAGCACUUUAAUUAAAAGAAAGAGAAGAAAAAAAAAACUUAGCGGUGGUUUGCAGUCACUUUACCUCACAAGAGAAAAGAUUUGCUCGAGAUGUGUUUUUCUGAGUUCGACAUUGCCACUAACUUCUUCUUCAAAUGUGCUAAAGUUCGGCAAAUAGUCCCCCAGCUGCCUCUUUUCCUCCUUUUUUGAGUUGUCGCUGCCGACCAAACAGGACUUUGUUUGGUGGCCAUGUUGUGCUAAGCUGCUGCCAACCUUCCGAUGUUGAUUGGUCUUGAAAAGCAUUAUGCUACCUUUGUAUCCCUGACAACAUGGUGGAAAGGAAACCAGGACAUUGCUCCCUCUCCUUCCACAGAAUAUGUAAUGGAAUAUGAUACUAAAUAAUAACCACUUUUCUUUUAUAAACUGAUUUCUAAAAGUCACACUCGGUGUUUGCGUGUGUUAUUGUGUUCUCACAUGCGCUCACAUGCCACUUUGUUAGGAACAUCCUCAUUAAAUGCAUCGAUACUUUAUUGCUCUCCAAAAGAAAUUCACAUUUCAAGCAGCUCUGUAAAAGUGUCAUAAUAAACUUAAUCUCUUAAAUAUGAAACAAACAAGGCACGACAGGAGAGAUAAGAAACAUAAGAAGAUAGAAUAAGAAUAAAUAAAUGCUUAAAUAAAUAAAUACGGAACAAAUCACUUCAAAUUCAAGUGCAAAAUAAUACAUAAUAAGGUCAUAGGUCCAGUCUUUUGUGUGUAUUGAUCGUUCCCCCUCUGUUGUGUUGAGAAGUCUCACGGCAUGGGCAAGGAAUGAUCUGCACAGUCUUUCACGGGAGCUCGGCAGUGAUAGUAAUCUGCCACUGAAAAUGCUCUUCUGUCCGGAGAUGAUGCUUUGUAUUGGAUGAUGCUGGUUGUCCAUGAUGGAAAGGAGCCUCCUCGGUGUCCUUGGCUCUGCCGCAGAUGUCAGGCUGUCCAGCUCAGUGCCAAUGCCGGCGCCUGCCUUCCUCACCGGGCUGUCCAUGCAUGUGGCGUCCUUCUCCUUGAGGCUGCUCCCCAGCACACUACUGCAUACAGGAGGGCACUAGCUACCACGGACAUUUUCUUGUGUCUGUAUGACUUUAUUUUGAUAAAACUCUCACCUUUUUUCACGUUUUACUCAUAUAAACCACGACUUUUUAUUUGUGUUCAUUUUAAUGUUUUACUUGUGACAUUAAGACUUUAUUUUGCUACAAUUAUUGUUUUUUU
Molecule: messenger RNA, 8853 nt
Organism: Dunckerocampus dactyliophorus (ringed pipefish)
Lineage: Eukaryota; Metazoa; Chordata; Actinopteri; Syngnathiformes; Syngnathidae
Gene: diaph2
Product: diaphanous-related formin 2
Exons: 31
Coding region: 474-3914 (1146 amino acids)
Biological process (GO): actin filament polymerization; actin cytoskeleton organization
Cellular component (GO): actin filament; cytoplasm
Molecular function (GO): microtubule binding; actin binding; small GTPase binding
Source: RefSeq, a predicted model, not a curated record